AUGCCCCACGACUGCCACCACUGCAGGAAAAGUUUUAACAACAGAUCAAAUUUAAUCCUGCACCAGCGAAUCCACAUGGGUGAGAAGCCCUUCAGGUGUCUGGAGUGCGGGAGGAGUUAUUUUUACAACCACCAAUUAACCCAGCACCAGCGCAUCCACACGGGUGAGAGACCCUUCAAAUGCAAUGAGUGUGAGAAGAGCUUCAUUACCAGCAGUUCUUAUAUAUGUCACCAACGUGUCCACACUGGGGAAAAACCCUACAUGUGUUCCCAGUGCAGGAAGAGCUUUGUGGACAGAUCAAUCCUCAUCUGUCACCUCCGGGUCCACACGGGUGAGCGUCCCUACACGUGUCCUGACUGCGGAAAGAGCUUUGGCAAGAGCUUUACACUCUUCAACCAUCGUCGCAUCCACACGGGAGAGAAACCCUACACGUGUCCCCAGUGCCAGAAGAGUUUUAUGCAGCUCUCAUCAAUGAAGACCCAUCAAGAGCUCCACACAGGUGAACGACCCUUCAGCUGCUCCCAGUGCGAGAAGAGGUUUUACCAGAGAUCACAUCUCAUCCGUCAUGGCUGGACCCACCUCAGGGAUCACCAAGAGUAA
Molecule: messenger RNA, 600 nt
Organism: Chaetura pelagica (chimney swift)
Lineage: Eukaryota; Metazoa; Chordata; Aves; Apodiformes; Apodidae
Product: zinc finger protein 3-like
Exons: 1
Coding region: 1-600 (199 amino acids)
Biological process (GO): regulation of transcription by RNA polymerase II
Molecular function (GO): DNA-binding transcription factor activity, RNA polymerase II-specific; RNA polymerase II cis-regulatory region sequence-specific DNA binding
Source: RefSeq, a predicted model, not a curated record